This is a messenger RNA of Trypanosoma conorhini, 1071 nucleotides long. Its product is annotated as thiolester hydrolase. The transcript has a single exon. The coding region runs from base 1 to 1071 and encodes 356 amino acids. NCBI's taxonomy places the organism in Eukaryota, Euglenozoa, Kinetoplastea, Trypanosomatida, Trypanosomatidae. The record is from RefSeq and is a predicted model, not a curated record.
AUGUUCAAGGUUGAUUCUGACGGGUCGGCAAUUACGUAUCACAUCCCCGUGGGUCCUUUUGUGCCGCUGCAGCACGACAAGAUCGAGGUCACGACGGUGAACCGCCUGGCGAAUUUUGGCAUGCGGUUUGCGAUGGAGCACGGCUGGUGCUACUUCCGCCGCAGCAGCGACCGCGCCCAGCACGCCGGUGCGGCGGUCGACGAGGGGUACGUGGAGCCUGGCGAGGACGUCACCGUCUUCUUCGCCGGCGUGGAGGCGGAGCUGGUGGGGGAGCUGCCGAAGUUCGACGGCAAAAUUACCCCCGCCUCCCUCUUCUUUUGGGGCCAGUUCUGGGUCUCGCACGUGGGCAGCAGCAGCUUCGGCAUCUACGGCAAACUUUUCCACUACGACGCCGCCACCGAGGCGGACAAGGUCCCGAUUGGUGUGUUCAAGCUCACCGGUGUGACGGUCUCCAAGACGAGCCGCAGGCCGGUGCCCAUCCCAAAGGACAGGGCAGCGGUGCUGCAGGAGACGAUGCAGCGACACCAGCCAACGACAAGCCUGCCGCGUGUGGCGCGCAUCGACGUUGCCGACAUUCUGGCACGCUCAGGCCUCUUUGCGGAUAAGACGUGCUGCAAAAUGGUGGAUCCACUUCCCACGCACGCCUCCGUGGCCCCGCUGCAGGUUGCCUACCGCCGCGAGUUUCACAUCCGCCAAAGCGACAUCGACUUCAACAGGCACGUCAACCAGAUGGCACUGAUUCAGCUGGUCAUCAACGCCUUCCGCUCGGCGCUGGCCGAUGAAACAACGAUCUUCCCGCGUCUGCUUGACACCGGUGUCAGCGCCAUCGUCGGAGAUCUGCUCCUCCGGCGCCUCCGCAUCGAUUACGUUCGGGAAACCCCCAUGGACCACCGAUCGGUGGUCAUCGCGUUGUUUUUUGCGCAGCCCGCGUCAAGAGACGCCGCCAUCGCUUCCUCCGCGGGAAGUCGUCGCAACGAGGCGGCGGAGUUGUGCUUCCUUGCGCAGGGCGUCCCGGACGGCGGGGCGCCUCCGCACAUCGCCGCCGUUGGAAACCUCAGCGUGUGUUGUUAA